AUGUGGCCCUUUUCGUCGUCGUAUCCAGAGGUGCGCGCCGCCGAGGUCGAUGGCCAGACGUUUGACUACAUCAUCGUUGGAGGCGGCACCGCUGGAUGUGUUGUCGCGUCGCGUCUGUCCGAAGACGCGUCCGUGUCUGUACUGGUGCUCGAGAAGGGCCACGUCAAGGACAACUUCCUCAGCCGCAUGCCACUGCUCUCUCAAAACUUCGAGUUCCCCCUACUGCAGGUCGUCGCGCGCCUCUCGGAGCCGAUCAGUGAGGUUGGCGGCCGGAGAGCCCGUAUGUGGACCGCCGAAGCCGUCGGCGGCGCCUCGCGCAUCAACGCCAUGCUCCUAACCCGCGGCCUCCCCGGCGGAUACAACCACUGGGCCCACGACUUUGGCCUGGCCGACUGGAGCUGGGACAAGGUGGAGCCUUACUUCCGCAAAAGCGAGCGCGCCGUUGCCCACCCGCACGCGGCCCACCGCGGCCAUGACGGGCCCAUCGAGAACAAGCAAGCCGACACCCUGCUCGGCUGCAUCCCAUACGUCGAGCGAGCUGCCCGCGCUGUGGACCUGCCCGUCCACCAAGACAUGAACGACCCCAGCGCCAGCGCCCAGGGCUACUUCCAUCUGGACCAGACGGUCAAUGCAAAGGGCGUCCGCGUCUCUGCCUACGAAGCUUGGCUCAACCGUCGCGUCGCUACCGAGAGGAAGUCUCACCUGACAGUUUGCACGGGCGUCGUCGCCUCAAAACUUGUGGCUAACCAAGACGGCACCCGGGUUGGGGCUGUCAAGAUCAGAAAUGUUGGGCCAGGAAAUGGGUCCCGCGAUUUUGUGGUCAACGCUCGGCGGGAGGUCAUUGUUUGCAGCGGCUCUGUCUGCACCCCGCAGCUGCUCAUGCUGAGCGGCAUUGGACCAAGGGAUCAACUCGAACAGUUUAAUAUCCCCGCCGUGCGCGAACUCGAUGCGGUGGGGAGAAACCUGUCCGACCACGCCUCCUUUCCAGUCUUGAUGCAGCUUCCACGGAAGCACACGCUACACACGCUGGAAAACGGACUGGUCUUCUUCUGGAACUUGAUCCUCUAUAUUCUUUUUGGAACCGGCCUGCUCGCAAUCGGCACAACUGCACGGAGCAUCUUCGUUCGCACCACGGCGUUGGACGAACAGACGAUGACUGUGCGGAGCACGGACGACGAAGGGAAUAGCACAUUAGAUCCUUCCAUGCCCCGCAACGUACCGGACGUGGAGGUCAUGGUCAUCCCCGUUAACUGUCUCGCCGAGUCUGUUCCUGGAAGGGUCCUCUUUGGAUGGUACUCGACCCUUGUUCAGCCCUUCUCCCGUGGCCGCGUCGAGCUGGCAUCAACCGACCCGCAGGAUCACCCAAAGACGAACUACCCCAUGUUGACUGACCAGCGCGACCUCGUGCCCAUGCGCAAAGCGACACGCUUCUCCAUGCGUCUCGCCGACGAGUUCGCCAACAAUUGUGAUUAUCCACACCCAGCACCACUGAUCUUUGCCCCUGGUAUGGACUUGGACUGGUUCGACUCCAUCUGUCAGCCAAACAAGGGUAAAAGUUGGUGGUCGGGCGGGGGUAAGGCCAAGCCCGACAUAUCGCCCGCCCCGGGUGUCCCAGUGCCGCCUCUGGCUGUCGGGCAGGCGCCGCUGCAGAAGGCUGCCGUUACACGCGAGAAGUCUCGAGAACACGAGCAGCAGCAAAGGCGGAGCUGGCAGACAGUGUCCGACACAGAGAUAGACGAAUAUGCGAAGCGCGUGUGCGUGUCGAGCUUCCACUUCAGCUGCACGUGCCGCAUGUCGCUUGAUGCCACAGAUGGCGUUGUCGACCAGCGGUUGAUGGUCCACGGCUUUGAGAAUUUGCGCGUGGCUGACGCGAGCGUCUUCCCUCAGAUUCCCAGCGCGCAUACCAUGGCACCGACCGUCAUGGUUGCAGAACGCUGCGCCGACUUUGUGAAGAGCAAGUGGGCCGAGGAGAAGACCAAGUAG
Messenger RNA from Lasiosphaeria miniovina, 1983 nucleotides. RefSeq lists its product as uncharacterized. The transcript is spliced from 3 exons. The coding region runs from base 1 to 1983 and encodes 660 amino acids. Lineage: Eukaryota; Fungi; Ascomycota; Sordariomycetes; Sordariales; Lasiosphaeriaceae. The record is from RefSeq and is a predicted model, not a curated record. Gene Ontology annotation, molecular function: flavin adenine dinucleotide binding; oxidoreductase activity, acting on CH-OH group of donors.